AGUUUAAAUAGGCCCGGUAAUGGUUCGCGUUGUCAACCCACUUGUUAAAUUGUUUCUGCACAUGCUGGUCGCAUUCGCAGUCGACUAGUCUGGUAAGAAUACCAAGUGCACCGUUUGGCAAAGCAUCCGACCCAGUUUAACUGAGGUCUAACUUCCCCGAGGCCUGCAAAUGCCGUCAACCAUGCUGCCGGUACGAUAAGCCAUCAAGUAUAACGUCAGGUGGGGACACUCUAACAAGAGCAACCACAGUUCUUUGAUGAACCAGUCGGACAUGUUUGCAAAGUACAAGAAGAAAGUACGGGCCAUACUCCAGAAGAAUAGGCUCCUUGCAAAAGCACUCGGGGAUGCCAAAGUGAAAAUUAGCGAGUUGGAGGAUGCCAGCAGCCGACAGCAAAAGAUUGACAACCUUGUGUUGCCUCAGGUCAAGUUGUGGCUUGAGACGAACUUGCAACACAUGCACACCAUGGUGACCAACCACUCGCGAGCCAUCAAGAUGUUGCAGGACAUAAUGACACCCGGAGUGGACAUCUCUCUCGCAGGCAUCUCUGACCUGGACCUGUCGUCUGCUCAGGAACGGAGGCACUCUCUGCAUCCACCAGGCAGGCAGUACGACGAAUUUGGGAACAUCACGGUGAUUCUCGAGGAAGACGAGGCCAUGAUUUCCAGGUCGGAACAACCACAAGACUCCGGCACGAAUGGAACAGAGCUUGAGCCCGACUUGUGCUCCAAAGUCACUGUGCGCAGGAGGAGCCGCAAAACAAGAUCAUCAGCUGGCAUGCGUGCCAGCCUCUCCGAUGAGCCUGUUGACUCUGCUUUCGAACCUGCGGUGCCAACGUUUAAAGUGGUCGAUGAGGAAGCCUCAAUUCUCUUGAAGGAGGUCACAGGACAAGAGAAAACUGUCGUCUGUGCCGAGUCUGUAGUUAUGCCACCUCCAGACAAGGUGAAAGGGCCCAGCGUGAACGAGUACAGUGCAGCCUUCAGCUAUAGGCCAAAGAUCCCGCGCACUCCCGACACCAUCAACAAAGACGGCAGCUUCUAUUGCUGCAACGAAGACAGCUUCAGCAGCCCCGUGGAAACACGUCAGAGGCAGAGACUGUCUGAAAUUCCUCUGCAGCCAUGGCCUAGAAAGUCUGAACCUCUGCGUAGGGGUUCGCGCAGUACCAGGCGAAGUGGGCUCGCAGAGCACAUCGUCUCAAACAGUUCCUCGCCAUUGUCAUCAGAGUCCCUGUUGGAGUGCGCCUUCGUCGAGUCACCCACCUCUACUCCACCGCCUCGAGGCAGUCACGCAGCUGCUCCCGAAGAGACCGUGCCCAUUGAUAAGGACACGGCUGUCGGAGAAGAGGCACCACGGAAAAACACAGCAAGAAAGUCUUGCAUCUCGCGACCCAGUGAUACCAAGAAGCCAUCUCGUGUGACUUUUGUUGUCAACAAGGUGAAAGAAAGUAUGGCUGCUCGACAAGAAGGCCCACAGCACUCUAUGCCCAUCACUGCAGACUCCGAGGAGCCUCCGAAAGAACCUUGCAGCGCGACGAUUUUCGUUCGCAAAAAAGAAGAAACGAUUGAUGCAAGACUCGAAGGCCUGGGUGACGCGCCACCUUGUGCUGCAAACUCCGAGGUGCACAAUGCUGAAGGCAGUGGCGACGUGCCGCAAAAACAGAAGAGCGACAGCGAGAACAUUGGCACCGCAGCAGGAAAGGAAGCUUCGCAAAAAGUAGCCCGGCUCUCCAAGCAGGCCCGUCGCACCGGCAAGAAAUCGCGUGACAUACUUCGCGACGCCAGCCCCACGGAAACGGAACCUCCUCAGCGCAGUGGCAACCUGCCCAGGCCAGAGCUGAUGGACAUGGGGGCCAGUUCCUCAACAGACGAAGACGGGGCCCUGCGCUCUUCGAUGGGUCGAACAUCCAGGAGGAAGUUGCAGCCCAAAAGCUACAAAGAGCCAAGCAUUACGACAAAACUUCGACGACCAUAACAUGGAAAAUGGCCACCUGUAUUGUAUAUAGUUUUAAAUUAUGCCGCCAUGUGUUUUACAAUGUUAUGAGCUCUUGUACUUUUACCUUUGACAAAGACCACUGUCAUUUUUAUACUUUUUAGCUGUGCGAUUUUAGCAGUGCGUAAUUCAUUUGACGAAUAAACUGCCAUCUAAAGACACAAGACCAGAGGCACAUGUGUGAUGGGCCAGACAAGAUGCAGACAAAAUACAGACAAAGUGUACGCUCUGAGAUGGCCAUGUCCUGGAGCAGAACUGUCAGAAUCUCUAGGGUUCAGACUGGAGUUCAACUUAAAACACUAUUGUAGUCAUGCCGAGUGUUUGUAUGUUGGUCGAGUCUGAGACUUUAAGGAAAGUCUGCUUCCACUUGGACUGGCUAUAUAUCUUAAUGCAGGUGCUACUAUUGAACUCAAACUUGUACAGGGCCUAGCAAGUACUGAAACAUAUAAAUUGUCUGAUUCAUUCAGCGAGAGGCAAAGGUGGACCUGUUUAACAAUACAGGGUGUGGAAACUGAAACAUGCUUUGGGCCUUGACAGGUAUGUCUACAAGUCGAUCGCAAAGCCAUAUUAACUCCUGACACAGCUAAAUGUGUUUUCUACUACCUAGAACAUGGCUAGUGCAUUGGACAGUUCUGGCUUCUACUGCAUUUCUUAGCUUGUUGCGCUCAUUGUGUUUGCAUCACAGUUAAAACUUGCAGACCAGCUAGCUUGUGACAAAGUUCUUGUGUGACGCAAUGUUUCAUUGUGAGACAAAGAAACAAUGCACUCGUGCUACUGUUCUAGCACAGAACCACUGUCUGGCGCAUUAUGCGAAAUUUUUUUGCACCAUUCUUGCGAUGUGCUAAGAAAAUAAAGCUUUUUAUAGAUUAUAAAAUUUGGCCCAACUUUUCACUUCAUUUUGCAGUCCUUGCCUCCUGUCCAGGAUGAUCCUUUCCACAAUCUACUAAAUUUGCUUUUUGAAGACUAAAAUGGCCUUUUCUUGUACGACUCUGCUAUAGUUAAUGAAUGCCAUCUCUCUCUUUCUUUCUUUUUUUUUUAAUUCUGAACAUUUCACUGCCGUGCAAGGUCUUUUGUAGCAUUAAAUAUGGUUUAAUGAAAGCAAGGAAAUCGUCCGGUUGGGGCACUUAGUGAUUAACAAAGGCAAGGAUUCCCGCCAAAAAGUUUAAAGAGUUAACACUUCAUUGCUAGUAGUAGCAUAUAUGCUAGUGGUACAAUACUGAAAUGCUGCGUUCAAACUUGUGGACACACUUCAAGCACUGCCAAUAUAAAAGCUGCACCUUGAAGGAAAAAAAAAAAAGGCUUGGGAGGUGCUGAGGAACACCCCAUGGGUUUGUCAAGUAGGAAAGUAGUAGCAUCUUCAUGACACUGAGAGAAAUGCUUUGCAAUAUCAAUGGCAAUCUAGUGUUAGAUACGAGAGAAAAGCAUUAGCAUUACGUUGCACCUCUUUGAGAGCCUGGAUAUGUAUGUGUAUGUGUGUGGUGGAAUCUAUAUACAGCAAAGCUUUGCGAGUGCAUAAAGAGUUGAAACAA
This is a messenger RNA of Dermacentor andersoni, 3516 nucleotides long. RefSeq lists its product as uncharacterized. The record is from RefSeq and is a predicted model, not a curated record. NCBI's taxonomy places the organism in Eukaryota, Metazoa, Arthropoda, Arachnida, Ixodida, Ixodidae.